Molecule: messenger RNA, 1927 nt
Organism: Saprolegnia parasitica CBS 223.65
Lineage: Eukaryota; Oomycota; Saprolegniomycetes; Saprolegniales; Saprolegniaceae
Exons: 5
Coding region: 9-1853 (614 amino acids)
Biological process (GO): attachment of mitotic spindle microtubules to kinetochore
Cellular component (GO): Ndc80 complex
Source: RefSeq, a predicted model, not a curated record
UGCGAGGUAUGCGACGAACGACGCUCGGCCCGAUAUCGUCCUCGCAGCUCAACUCGAUGAGCUCGUCGCAGCCAUCGCGGAUCCCCGUGGCCAAGCCGGCCGCGGGGCCGUCGGCCGGCCGCCAGUCCAUGAGCUCCUUGGCCCAGCGGCGCGAGAGCAUGAAGAACCGCCUGCCGCUGGGCCGCAGCAGCAUGGCGGCGAGCGCCGGCCACCGGACGCACUCGAUCGGAAAGAACGGGUCCAUGGGGUCGGGCCGGCGAAGCAGUACGUUCGGAGCGCGAGGCAACCGCGUCAUGGACCCUCGCCCGGUGGCUGAUCGCAGCUUCAUGAACAACGCGAUUCGGCUGCUGGUCGAGUACCUCUCGGAGCACAACUACGAGCACCAGAUCAACUCGCACUUGCUCUUCAAGCCGAUGAAGAAGGACUUCGUCUACAUCAUGCAAUUUCUCUUCCGCCAGCUCGAUCGCAACUUUGAGUACUCGCCCAAGAUCGAAGACGACGUCGCGACGUGCUUUCGCCAGCUCAAGUACCCUUUCCCGAUCAGCAAAGCAGCGCUCGCGGCCGUCGGGAGUCCUCACUCGUGGCCAUCCCUUCUUGCCGCUAUCUCGUGGAUGAUUGAGCUUCUCAAGUACGACGAAAUCGUGCAGCACGACUACGAACAAGGCGACGAGUACGACGGCGACAACUUCUUCGAGUAUCUCGCCAACUCAUACGAAGCCUUCUUGAACGCCAAGGACGACGAGUACAACAUGCUCGAAGCCCAGCUCAUCCAGAAGAUUGACGCAAAACACGAUGUCAUCGCCAACGAGACACAAGCGAUCUUGGAAGAGAACGACGAGCUGCGUCGGCAAAUUGAGCAAGCCAAGAAGGCGCCGACACUUGCCCACUACAACGCCAAGAAGCGCGACCUCCAGCACGAUCGCGAGAAGCUGCAAGAUCUCGUGCAGAAGCUCGAGGCCAACAAGGAGCACGCCGGUGUUGUCAUUCACUCGACCGAGCAAAAAAUCGCCAAAAAACAGGAGGAGUUCCAAGCGAUCCAAGUCAAGAUCGCACAGCUGCAGCGUCGCAUCGACACGCAGGAGCUGACGGCGGAGGACCUCGACCGCAUGGUGAAGGAGCGCCAGCGCCUUCAGGAGCAACUGCAGCAGGCCGAAGUGCGCUACAAGGAGCUCCAGAGCCAGCACUGGCAAAAGGAGACUGCGAUUUCCGAAAUGAAAGACGCGUUGGAAGAAAGCGUGAAGCGCUAUAUGGUGACGGCGACGCGUCUCAAGCUCUUUGGCAAGUACGGCGGCGGCUUCGACUAUGGCAUUGCGAUUGAUGCGCACUCGGGCGGCGUCUCGGCCGCGACCGCGCUCAUCAACCACCUCAAGAAGAACGUUGUGCCUAAUAUCUACAAGUUCAAGAAGCAGCGCAUCGAGCGUCUCGACCGGCUCCUCGAUAAGUCGCUCGAGCUCAAGGCCCAAGUUGAGAGCACGGCGCUGCAGCGCGAGAACGCGCUCGAGGCCGUCCGCAACAUGGAGAACCAAGAGCGCAAGAUGAGCGAGAUCAUGCGCCGCGAGAAAGACUCGAUGGACCUCCUCCUCGAGCAGAAGGCCAAGGCGAUCGAGGACGUCGAGCUCGAGCUCCAGCACGUCAAGAGCGAAGAAGAGCUCAGCGCCGAGAACGUGCGCGCCGAGGCCGCGUACAAGGAGACGCGCGACGCAUACGAGAGCAUGAAGGCGCAGUGCGAGCAAGAGAUUGCAACGCGUCUGCACAACAUCUCGCUUGCGGUCUCGGCCUGCAUCGCCUUCAAGGAGAACGUCGAACAUGUGCUCUCGGAAGGCGAGGCCUACGCCCAGCGCUUUGCCGUCUAGUGUGUUGUGGAUAGAAGACCCAUUACUUUAUAUUAAAAGAGACUAUAAUAACCAAGCUGCUAUAUUGACCAAGU